UUUUAUUGAAGAAAUUCUUAAUCUCGGUAUAUUUUGGGUAUCAAAUUUUAAAUCUGCCGUUCAUAAUAACACAAAACUCAGAAUUGUGGAUGAAGUGUAACUCAGAAUUCUUUAGGUAACGAAAUAUGUUCAGUGUGCAAGAAUACACGAGAAUUAAUCCCCUCCAUAAGCGAAUCUGAUGUUACUAUAUCACAGGUGACAUCAAGCGAAGCGUUUUAUGACCUCAUUGACAAACAUACGACAGAGUUGUUUUAAUAUAUGGACGUGUACCGACAUUUAACUCACAAUUCGUCUUGAGCGGCGUGCGCGUCGUUUAGAUGUUCCGUAGAGAUUGUCGAUUUCCGUUUCAGACUUAAAAAGUAUCGAUAACUUGACACAGAUUUUAUAUAUCUAUAUUUAUUAGAACGCAUGGUAGUUGGUCAGUUGAAAAGCCGUGUCCAAUAUUUGUAACCAGCUGUAAGGCUUAACCAGUUUGCCGAGUUUCACUUCUUCCUAUUUCUCCAAGCGAGCGGCAUCCGCAAUGCUUAUACGUAUCGAAUUUGAAUUGUGUUUCGGGAUAGUAUUUUAAAUCAGUGAUAAUAUUUAGCAAUACAUAUUGUAUGUUUAAUUGAUGCAAGAGUACGUUUCUGUCAGGGAUAUAUAUUCGUACACACGCAGUGUGUAUGUAUUUAUGUGUGUAUAUAUACGUAUACAUCAAUAUAAAUACAAAUAAAUAAGAAAAUCAGUCUGAUCGCAAGAAAAGAAAUUUCAUCAGAUCUGAAAAUGAAGUGUCCUCGUUCCAAAACUGUUUGUGCCCUUAUUGGUCUGCUGUUAGUGAUAUCUUGUGCAGAUUCAUGCAGUGGGAAAAUUAAUACGAUGUGCGAAAAAUCGAAUGAAGAUUCGCCUCGAAGCGAUCAGCCACAUAUCAUCACCAUUAUUGCCGACGAUCUGGGCUGGAACGACGUCAGCUUUCACGGGCACGAUCAAAUUCCGACACCGAACAUCGAUGCUUUGGCGGCAAAUGGGGUGAUACUGAAUCGUUAUUACGUUCAGCCAACAUGCACGCCAUCCAGAACUGCGUUUCUCACUGGACGAUAUCCUCUGCGUGCUGGAAUGCAAGGGAUACCUUUGACUACUGGAGAACGUUGGGGAAUCCCAGUGGAUAUUCCGCUCUUCCCGGGGCACCUUCGUAACUUGGGUUAUACCACCAGACUGCUGGGAAAAUGGCAUCUCGGCUACUACACCGUAGAUCACGUUCCAACCCAACGAGGAUUUGAUUCCUUCGUUGGGUACUACAACGGCUACAUAAAGUACUUCGACCACACCAUCAGGCAGGACAAAACGAAUGAGACUGGCUAUGACCUGCAUCGCGACGAUCGGCAGAAGUUGACGAUUGAGAGAAACAAGGAUUACUUCACAGACUUCCUGACUGAGGAAGUUGAGGAUGUGAUAAAAAGUCACGACGUGUCGAAACCUCUUUACUUGCAGAUAGCUCACCUGGCACCGCACAGCGGAGAGCCGGAGGAACCGCUGGAGGUUUGGAAUGUGACAGAAGUGAACUUGACUCUCGGUUACAUCAAGGAUAUCAACAGGCGGAAAUUUGCUGGAAUGGUUACGAGACUUGAUAAUUCGGUCGGGCGAACGAUAAAGGCUUUGAAGAACGCCGGGAUGCUGGAGAACUCGAUCGUCAUAUUCACCACCGAUAAUGGUGCCCAGACUGAAGGACUCCACGUGAAUUAUGGAUCCAAUUAUCCUCUUCGCGGGUUGAAGUUUAGCAUGUUUGACGGCGGCGUCAGAGGAGUUGGCUGCAUUUAUUCGCCACUGAUCGUAAAUUCGUCGAGAGUAUCGAACGAGUUGAUGCACAUUACCGACUGGAUGCCGACCUUGUAUUCAGCUGCCGGUGGGGAUGUCAAGGUCCUCGGAGAACUCGACGGGGUGGAUCAAUGGCCGACAUUGAAGUACGGCCUUAAAAGUCCUAGAACUUCGCUUCUCUUGCAUGUGGAUGAAAAGUUCAAGGUAGCUGGAGCAGUUAUGGGAAAAUUUAAAUUUCUACAAGGUAACCAAGUCAACUACACUGAUUUUUAUGGUGACAGUGGCGACGGGGAUAAUUAUCCGCCUUACUCUGCAGCGUCAGUCGUAUCUUCUGCUGCUGGGCAGGCGAUUUCUCAAAUUUCUGAGUCCGUUGCAACUCCGCAACAAAUCAUCAGCUUGCGUUUGAAAACAAAAAUGUCGUGUCCACCAUUCCAAGAAUACGUGAACUGCACGAGCAGAUGCCUCUUCGACUUAAGCGUUGACCCCUGUGAGACUGUUAACCUAUCUGAACAGCAUCCUGAGAUAGUUGAACUAAUGGAGAGUUAUAUAGAGAAAUAUCAAGAUGUUUUGGUCCAGCAAUCGAGCGGUUUGUACGACAGAACUUCAAGUCCUGCCAAGUUUAAUGGGGCAUGGAUGCCGUGGAUAAAAUUCAACCACAAUGAUGAAUCUGCGUCGCUUUUGGAAGUGCCACAAACCAGUUCCGCCGGUGACAUCAUCAUGAAUCUCAGGUCGAUUCGGCAAUCAUGAUACCUGACGUAUCUGUUUGUAAAUGGAGAUAUGGAUCAACAUUUUAAAUGAUAUUAAAUUUUAACUCAAUCUGUUCAAAUGUUAUAAAUGACAACUGUCACUUGCA
Messenger RNA from Neodiprion virginianus, 2644 nucleotides. Its product is annotated as arylsulfatase B-like. The record is from RefSeq and is a predicted model, not a curated record. The transcript is spliced from 9 exons. Bases 763 to 2538 code for a protein of 591 amino acids. Lineage: Eukaryota; Metazoa; Arthropoda; Insecta; Hymenoptera; Diprionidae.